Messenger RNA from Theobroma umbraticum, 836 nucleotides. RefSeq names its product copper/zinc superoxide dismutase 1 (gene CSD1). NCBI's taxonomy places the organism in Eukaryota, Viridiplantae, Streptophyta, Magnoliopsida, Malvales, Malvaceae. Gene Ontology annotation, biological process: superoxide metabolic process. The record is from RefSeq and is a predicted model, not a curated record. Gene Ontology annotation, molecular function: copper ion binding.
AUAAAUUCCCUAAUCGACGCUCGCUUCAGACAGUCUUUCCUUUCUUUUAUACUGUGAAGGGGUGCUCUGAGAUCACAUAGAAAAAUGGUGAAGGCCGUUGCCGUGCUUAGUAGCAGUGAAGGUGUCAGUGGAACUGUUUUCUUCACUCAAGAGGGAGAUGGUUCAACUACUGUGACUGGGAACAUUUCUGGUCUUAAUCCUGGGCUCCAUGGCUUCCAUGUCCAUGCCCUUGGGGACACAACAAAUGGUUGCAUGUCAACAGGACCCCAUUUUAAUCCUGCUGGCAAAGAGCAUGGUGCCCCAGAAGAUGAGAAUCGCCAUGCGGGUGAUCUUGGAAAUGUUAAUGUUGGUGAUGAUGGCUGUGUGAGUUUCACUAUUAUUGACAAACAGAUUCCUCUCACUGGGCCACACUCAAUUAUUGGAAGGGCUGUUGUUGUCCAUGCAGAUCCUGAUGACCUUGGCAAGGGGGGCCAUGAGCUUAGCAAAACCACCGGAAAUGCUGGUGGCAGGUUAGCUUGCGGUAUAAUUGGUCUGCAAGGCUGAAGCUUUUAUCGUGGUGGCCAGAAUAAUACAUGCGGUUGGUGAUGCGAUGGCCUCGAGAGUAACUUUUAUAUGAAGUUGAGACUUUGUGAAUAAAAAGAAAAAGACUCCUUCUUGUGUACUUUUGUUGUGUCUGUUUUAUGACUUGAAAGAGCCCGUCCCCUUACUGCCGCUUUUAAAGUUUAAAGUGGUUCCUCCGUGUGCUGAAUGCUUAAUUUUGGUGGUCUCCCCUGCUUGUUCUUUUUCCUUGUGGUAAUAGCCUCAUGGUUCAGCCAUUUGGCACCCAAUUUGGUUGA